UGUCCUUUGUUAUUUGCUUGACAGCUGUAAUUCUGCGGAACCUGAACCCGCAUACUACUCUAGAUGUAAUCCUCAAUGCGUUGACCCCCUAUGCAGUUUUGUCACCCUCUAACGUGCGGCUUAUCAAAGAUAAGCAAACACAACUGAACAGAGGUUUCGCCUUUAUACAGCUUUCAACCAUUGUGGAAGCCUCCCAACUGCUUCAGAUCCUGCAGUCACUGCAGCCUCCUCUCAACAUCGACGGCAAGACCAUUAACGUCGAGUUCGCAAAAGGCACCAAGAGGGACGUGGUGCUGACCGACGGCACUCGGGCAAGUGCUGCAUCCGUGGCCAGCACAGCGAUCGCCGCCGCGCAGUGGGCAGUCAACCAGAGUUCUGAUUCCGAUAACCAGAGCGCGUGGAUGAAUCAGGACGGCCAACAAGGGGACUACUCAUACUACCACCAUGACGAUGGCUACCAGCAACAGUACUCCCAGGGCUGUAACCAGUAUUCCCAGGAUUACCAGCGGGGCUCCGACCAGCAGCAGAAGAACACCGGGCGCUCGAUGCCACCCUCCACUUACGAGGCACCGCCCACGACAGCAACAGAAACUUCAUCUGAGCCGGGUAUUCCUGGAGUCGAUCCCCUCCCAAGUCCACAGUCGUUCCCGCAAUCAGUUCAAACCCAGGCAGCUCCGCAGCUGUACCAGAAGUCAUCCAGCAGUCCUUCAGACAGCAGCCGCACAACACAGCUUCCGCAGAUCUCACGACCUCCAACGACCCAGAAGGUGGAGAUUGUGGCCGAACCCCAGCUCAACAUUGGCCAGGCUCCGGCAGUCAGCACCAGUACUCAGCCGCCUGCGGGCUCCAGCUCCAGUACACAGGACUACACCCAGUACCCUGUCCCUGACGUCUCCACCUAUCAGUACGAUGAGAUGUCAGGAUAUUACUACGACCCUCAGACUGGACUCUACUACGAUCCCAACUCUCAGUACUACUAUAAUGCACAGACGCAGCAGUACCUGUACUGGGACAGCGACAAGCAGACUUACCUCCCAGCCCCUGACCAGAGUGGAGACGCAGCCAAGGACCUGGCCUCCAAGGAGGGCAAGGAGAAGAAGGAGAAACCCAAGAACAAGACUGCCCAGCAGAUCGCCAAGGACAUGGAGCGGUGGGCCAAGAGUAUGAACAAACAGAAGGAAAACUUCAAGAACAGCUUCCAGCCACUCAGCUACCUGCGGGACGACGAUCGCCGAGAGUCUGCCUCAGCUGAUGCUGGCUAUGCCAUGCUGGAGAAGAAGAGCACGCUGGCAGAGAGACAACACGUCAUGAUGGAGCACCUGAAACGCACCACAGACAAGGUGAAAGAUGAGGAUAAUCGAGCGAGGGCGAGUCCACUGCGAGGCUUGGUGGCGGCCUACAGUGGAGAAAGCGACAGCGAGGAGGACCAGGAGGAGGACCAGGAGGAGAAACUGACCGACUGGCAGAAGCUGGCCUGCCUACUGUGCAGGAGACAGUUCCCCAGCAAGGAGGCGCUCAUUCGACACCAGCAGCUCUCAGAGCUGCACAAGCAAAACCUGGAAAUCCACAGGCGAUCGAAGCUUUCAGAGUCCGAACUGGAAGCUCUGGAGAAGAGUGAGAGAGAGUUCAAGUUCAGAGUGACAGAGAGACGGGGGAAACUGGGCACAUCGGACACCGUCGAAGCCAAACGGAAAAGGACACAAGCAGCGUACGAUAGUACGAGUCACGGCAUCGGGAACCGCAUGAUGCAGGCGAUGGGCUGGAAGGAGGGCACGAGGCUGGGACGCAAAGAGCCAGGGAUGGCCCCCUCCUCCAAGACCCGGGAUUUUUGAUUGGAAUGUCAUCACUGCGUCGUGACGUGACUGCCACAGCACUCUGCGGGGAGAGAGAGAGAGAGAGAGAGAGACCGCCUACGAGUGAAGGUGUGCGAAUUGACGAGCAGGGAACCGACAGCGUUCAAGACGACUGGCUGAUCAAACUUUCCUUUUGUUUUAUUUCCCCCCCCUCCCGUCUCCUUUCAGAGGAGCAAGGGAAAGGAUUGUAAAUAUUUUUCUCAGCGUCCGCAUGUACGUUUUUCUACUAAUUAAAAGAAUGGAACCUA
Messenger RNA from Chiloscyllium plagiosum (whitespotted bambooshark), 2101 nucleotides. The record is from RefSeq and is a predicted model, not a curated record. Lineage: Eukaryota; Metazoa; Chordata; Chondrichthyes; Orectolobiformes; Hemiscylliidae.